AUGGAACUUAUUACUCGAAGACCUCUUUUCCCGGGAGCGGAUGAAAUCUCCCAGCUUGAAAAGAUAUUUGAAUUAAUGGGAAAGCCAACAUGUCAAGAAUGGCCGUCUAUAAUAGAUUUGCCAUGGUAUGUGGCACUUCAAUUUCCCGAAUUUUUGAAGCCAAAAUUCAGAGAAAUAUAUUCAAA
Molecule: messenger RNA, 185 nt
Organism: Dentiscutata heterogama
Lineage: Eukaryota; Fungi; Glomeromycota; Glomeromycetes; Diversisporales; Gigasporaceae
Source: the annotation of a GenBank genome assembly